AUGAUACACCAAACUCGCCUUCGAAUCAUCGUCCGACAGUUUUCACUCAAAACCAAUGGCUCCAAUUUCCAUCUACCAAAAGACUACAAACCCAAUAAAGUCAUCAAAACACUACCGCUAAGUCGAUGUGCCGAGAUAUGGUGGAAAUCGUUAUCUAAAAAUAGGACGAGUGAGUUGCAAAAAGAGUUGGUUGACUUGAUGAUCCCAAACACUGAUGAGAAUGCCGGCAUAAUUAAAGACCACAAACUAGUGGUGAUAGACCAAGAAGAGAAACAUCAUAUAAAUGAAGUUGGUUUCAGAAUCGAAAACGACGCUGAUUUGCCUACAAAGCACCUAGUGUUUAUUCACGGAUAUGGCGCUUCCUUGGGUUGUUUUGCUCGGAAUUUUCAAAUUAUAAACAAGUUCAAGUCAAGUACGCAGUAUAAUUACCAUGUGCAUUUUCUCGACAAUAUCACUUUUGGAUUGUCUUCGAACCCAAAGAUUGCAAACGAUACGAUAUCAUGGAAAAUUCCAUCCACUGCAAGUAUUAAGAUGAUUGAUCACGAAGACCCUCAGAACCCCAAAAAAUUGUAUAAAAAGUAUUACAAAUUGAUUGAUGGGUACCAACUUGACCCCGCCAAUUUUCAAAAGUAUCAAAAACUAUUUAAACCAAUUUUGGAAGAUAUGGAGGAUUUCUAUUCUGGAGCAAUAGAUAAAUGGAGACAAGCCAGUGGAAUUGAGCAAAUUGAUUUUUUGAUUGGACAUUCAUAUGGUGCAUACUGGAGCGGUUCAUAUGCUUUAAGAAAUCCCGAUAAUGUACGAAAUUUGAUUUUGCUAUCACCAGUAGGUGUGGAACGUCACGUUAUGGCAAUUACGAAUGAUACAGUAACCAGUGAAGUGGAAACGCCCACUUUGGAUCCUACCUCUUACAAGUUUCUUAGUCGAUUCCCCGUGUUAUCCAAAGACCAUAUUUUGAAGUGGUACUACAAGAUUCCCUUUUUACCACGCAUUCUUCCAUUUUUGGGUCCUUGGGGUGUUAAAUUGUAUUUUGGGAUCUGGCUUUCGAAACUCUCAAAGAUCAACAAACUUGUUGCAAAGCACGGUGGAGCAGAGGCGAUAUACAAGAAUAGUAACGAUUUGGUAUAUGGGACUAAGCGUGAAAUUGAGUUGAUAGUGGAAUACUUGUACAAUUCCACUACGCAUGGAAGCCAUAGUGAUAUUUAUGUCAAGUACUUGUUGACACCGGCAACGGUGAGUAAGUGGCCCUUGUAUGACAAGUUUAUUACAAAAUUAGAGAACAAACCACUGGAUCUUCGCUUCAAUUUAUUCGUGUUUUAUGGAGAGUAUGAUUUCAUGAAUUCUGAAGCUGGUGAGAAACUAUUAAAAAAAUUGAAUCAAGAAGGUAAUACAGAAAAAGUGGUUUUCAAAUAUGGCGAGAUUGCUGAAGGUGGUCACAAUUUGUACAUUGAUAAUCCAUUUGACACCAAUGAGAAGAUUUACGAAAUUGCCAAAAAUGAAGAACAUUUGGAGGAGAAGUCGUAG
Lodderomyces elongisporus is the source of this 1521-nucleotide messenger RNA. RefSeq lists its product as uncharacterized. The coding region runs from base 1 to 1521 and encodes 506 amino acids. Gene Ontology annotation, cellular component: mitochondrion; mitochondrial inner membrane. Gene Ontology annotation, molecular function: lysophosphatidic acid acyltransferase activity; A2-type glycerophospholipase activity. Gene Ontology annotation, biological process: lipid homeostasis; phosphatidic acid biosynthetic process; cardiolipin acyl-chain remodeling. NCBI's taxonomy places the organism in Eukaryota, Fungi, Ascomycota, Pichiomycetes, Serinales, Debaryomycetaceae. The record is from RefSeq and is a predicted model, not a curated record. The transcript has a single exon.